UUUCUAGCAAGCAAAAUUAAUAAUGUCUAAUUUAAUACGCAAAAUUCUAAAGCAUAGCACAGAUUUCACUCAUUGGAAAUAUUUGAUAAAAAACAAUUUUAAUCUGGGUAACAUUGUGGGCAACAGUGGGGAUCUUAAGUUGGAAGAACUACAUUUGGAGCGCAGUGAGUUGGAGGCUCGCUGCACGUUGUUGUUGCAGAAGCAACGUUGUGUUCAGUCCAUGAUGACAGAUUUGACGCGCAACAUCAAGCAAAUGGAGUUUGACAUUGUUCAGAUGAAUAAGUUGGCAGGAACGGUUAGCACCAAGCAGCGCCAGGCAGAAGAGAGCCACAACAAGACAUAGACAAUGAGAAGGUGGGAGAGGCUGUGUGAUUCACACGAGAGAGCAAAACAAGUUGGUGAUUUUUGUGCGCUUAUCAUUGUAUGCAAAGCAAAAAGCCCCCGAGCGGUGCUUUACGACAGCAGCCGAACUUAAAUCCACUGGCUAUAUAAAUAAUCUACGUUCCCGGCUGAGCUGUAUUAUUACUCGAGUAGAAGUUUCGCAUAACACAUCAUGAAACUAAUCGCACUCUGCUGUUUGUUGUUGGCGUUGUUUGCUUGCACUCUGGCAACUCCCUCUCGUGACUCUGGUGGCAAUAGCUGGAGAGGCGGCUCAUCUGGAUCCCAACCAAAGUCGCGUCCAUUAUAUUAUGAUGCGCCCAUACGUCGACCUGGCCAACCUAAGACAAUGUACGCCUAGUAAACAAAAAUACUUAUUCCAAAGAUAAAGCUAAACUGAGAUCAAAUAUAUAAUUAUAUAAAAAAAAAAAUAUGAU
Molecule: messenger RNA, 815 nt
Organism: Drosophila grimshawi
Lineage: Eukaryota; Metazoa; Arthropoda; Insecta; Diptera; Drosophilidae
Exons: 3
Coding region: 23-343 (106 amino acids)
Source: RefSeq, a predicted model, not a curated record